Messenger RNA from Suncus etruscus (white-toothed pygmy shrew), 2067 nucleotides. RefSeq names its product thrombospondin type 1 domain containing 4 (gene THSD4). Bases 1 to 1980 code for a protein of 659 amino acids. Lineage: Eukaryota; Metazoa; Chordata; Mammalia; Eulipotyphla; Soricidae. Gene Ontology annotation, biological process: extracellular matrix organization. Gene Ontology annotation, cellular component: extracellular matrix. Gene Ontology annotation, molecular function: metalloendopeptidase activity. The record is from RefSeq and is a predicted model, not a curated record. The transcript has 12 exons.
AUGUUUGUCAGCUACCUGAUAAUAACAUUGCUCCACGUUCAAAUAGCAUUGUCAGCAAGACCUGGGGGAGAGAGUAUUGGCUGUGAUGACUACUUGGGGUCUGACAAGGUCGUGGACAAAUGCGGAGUGUGUGGAGGUGAUAAUACAGGUUGCCAGGUUGUGUCAGGUGUGUUUAAGCAUGCCCUUACUAGCCUGGGCUAUCACCGAGUUGUCGAGAUUCCACAAGGAGCCACAAAAAUCAACAUCACAGAGAUGCAUAAGAGCAACAACUACUUAGCCUUGCGAAGCCGUUCUGGUCGCUCCAUCAUCAAUGGCAACUGGGCUAUUGACAGGCCUGGGAAAUACGAGGGUGGAGGAACAAUGUUUACCUACAAGCGUCCGAACGAGAUUUCAAGCACUGCCGGCGAGUCCUUCUUGGCCGAAGGGCCCACUAAUGAGAUCUUGGAUGUCUAUAUGAUCCACCAGCAGCCCAACCCGGGAGUCCACUACGAGUAUGUUAUCAUGGGGACCAACGCCAUCAGCCCACAGGUACCACGUCACAGGAGACCAGGGGAGCCUUUCAAUGGCCAGCUGGUCCCCGAUGGAGGGAGCCCGGAGGACAUGGAAGAGGAGAAAGAGCGGAGUGAGGAGAAGGAUGAUAUGCAUGGAGGAGCUCCUGAAGUGUUCACCUCGGAAUCUGCUCAGACCUUCCCAGUCAGACUUCCCGAUCGAUUUUCUCCCCACCCACCAGACAACGUGGUGCCCCCAGUCCCACAGCCCCCUCGACGAAGCCGAGAUUACAACUGGAAGCAGCUGGGGACAACAGAGUGCUCCACGAGCUGUGGGAAAGGAUCCCAGUAUCCAAUUUUCCGCUGUGUGCACAGAACCACUCAGGAGGAGGUUCCCGAGAGCUCCUGUGACUCCAGCAUGAAGCCCACCCCAGAGGAGGAGCCCUGCAACCUCUUCCCCUGCCCAGCCUUCUGGGACAUUGGGGAGUGGUCUGAGUGCAGCAAGACCUGCGGCCUGGGUAUGCAGCAUCGCCAGGUUCUGUGUCGCCAGGUGUAUGCCAACCGCAGCCUGACAGUGCAGCCCUACCGCUGCCAGCACCUGGAGAAGCCAGAGACCACCAGCACCUGCCAACUCAAGAUCUGUAGUGAGUGGCAGAUUCGCACUGACUGGACCUCGUGCUCUGUGCCCUGCGGAGUGGGGCAGAGAACCCGGGACGUGAAGUGUGUGAGCAACCUCGGGGAUGUGGUAGAUGACGAGGAAUGCAACAUGAAGCUGCGGCCCAAUGACAUUGAGAACUGUGACAUGGGGCCCUGUGCCAAGAGCUGGUUCCUCACCGAGUGGAGUGACAGAUGUUCAGCAGAAUGUGGGGCUGGUGUGCGGACUCGCUCUGUGGUGUGCAUGACCAACCACAUCAGUAGCCUGCCCUUGGAAGGAUGUGGGAACAACCGGCCAGCUGAGUCCACCCCCUGUGAUAAUGGGCCAUGUGAAGGCAAGGUGGAGUGGUUUGCAGGGAGCUGGAGCCAGUGUUCCGUGGAGUGUGGGAGUGGGAGCCAGCAGCGAGAGGUAAUCUGUGUUAGGAAGAAUGCAGACACCUUCCAAGUACUAGACCCCUAUGACUGCUCCUUUCUGGAGAGACCCCCCAACCAACAAUCCUGCCACCUCAAACCUUGCGGGGCCAAGUGGUUUAAUACAGAAUGGAGUAUGUGUUCCAAGAGUUGCCAGGGUGGCUUCCGGGUCCGGGAAGUCCGCUGCCUGUCAGAUGACAUGACACUGAGUAACCUCUGUGAUCCUCAGUUGAAACCAGAAGAGAGGGAAUCUUGUAACACUCAGGAUUGUGUUCCUGAGGUUGAUGAGAACUGCAAGGACCGCUACUACAACUGCAACGUGGUGGUGCAGGCACGCCUGUGCGUGUACAACUAUUACAAGACAGCAUGCUGUGCCUCCUGCACACGUGUGGCCAACAGGCACCUGGGCUUCCUGGGAGGCAGAUAACCCCAUGCUGGGUAUGGACAUGCGGGCCUGAGCCCACUGUCUCCUGCCAACCUGUGGGCAUCCUUCAGAGUCACCAUGAACAUGUGU